AUGAGAAGAGGAGGGUGUAGUGUAGCUGACACCUUUUUACUUCAUCCAUAUUUUCCCUAUUGGGAUGUAUCUGGAAUAAAUCAAAACGACUGCAAAACGGUGGUGGUGGUGUUAAUAAAGCGAAGAGCAUGUAUUUUAAGGUAUUGGGUAGCAAUCCUUUAUGUGAAUACAAAAUAUUCCAUUAAACAUUUUCCUUGCUUUGCUUUUCUGAUGAUUCUGUCAAUGAUACUUAUAAAUAAAUGUGCCUUUGGCUGCAAAAUUGAGCUAGAAACACGAUGCAGUUUGUGGAAAAGACCGUCACCUGUUGUGCCUGGAACUUUUAUACAGUUUACCCUAACGCCCCUCUAUGGAUAUUUACUGACUCGAGUAUUUGGGCUUGAUCAAGCUUUGUCAGUUGGAUUGAUUAUAACCUGCUCCUGUCCGGGUGGAGGUGGUGGGUACCUUUUUGCUGUGCUGCUGGAAGAAAUCUCAAUGACAUUCGUGUCAACAAUUAUCGCUAUUGCUGUAAUACCAAUAACUGCAAUGAUAUAUAUCCAGGUGUUAGGACUAUUGAGUUCAUUGCACAUCCCUUUUGAUAAAAUGGUUAUUACUGUUGUAUCUAUUGUUAUUCCGGUAUCACUUGGAAUAUUAAUUAAGCAGUGCUUUCCCAGAGUAGCUAAAGCUUUUGUGGGCUUUGAAAAGCCAUUCACUGUCAUUUUAAUCGCUAUUUCAUUUUAUAUUGGUUUUAAAAUGGGAACUGCAUUUAUUCAAGGAAUCAAUAAAGGCUUGCUGCUAAUUUGUAUUCUAUUUCCUCAAUGUUGCUACUUUUGUGCCAAGUGUCUAAAAUUGCCUUUUCCGGUCUGUCGAACUGUUGCCAUUGAGACUGGAAUGCAAAACAGGCUCUUGGCACUGGCAAUCCUGCAGCUCUCUCUCUCGCAGGAAGAGGCGGAUUUGACGACUUUAUUUGUGGCCAUGAGCACUUGUUGUGAAAUCCUGCUGCUUUUCAUGUUCUACAGUAUAAGAAAAAAGUAUAUAAAAAAAGAAAGGUCUACCUUCAAAUAAAUUCACAGCUCAUCUUGUUCAAUGUAUUAUUAAUCUGUGGUACCAGUACCAGUAAACCCCUGGGGGGAAGCUAUAUUUUUCAUAAAAGUUGUCUUUUUCAAAAGAUGCAUAAUUCCAACAUGUAAAGUACUUUAUACAGACUGUUCAUUAUUAAAAAGACAAUAUAUAUGUACACCACUGGCAAGCUUUUUUAGUGUGAGAAUCCACUGUGUGGCCAUUCUGAUGUCAUUAUUUAAAUGUUGUUGGCCUCCCAUGAUCCUGAAUCCAAUGACACAUAACCAACAUGUAGCAGCCAAGUUUGCAGAACAUUGUGACUGACAAACAUUCAUUCUUCAGUAAAUGAGAAAAAAGGUUUACUUUAUUCAAGCAUUAUAAUUACUCACACCACAGCAUAGAUUAGCUAUAGAAAACACCAUGUGUUAGUAAAUCUGUAACUGCUAUCUUACUGAUAUGACCACCAGUACAACCAGACUUCCAGUACAGGACAUCUGGCCAGUCAUCAGAGAUAGUGAUUGCAGAACUGCGUGAAUG
Molecule: messenger RNA, 1572 nt
Organism: Acipenser ruthenus (sterlet)
Lineage: Eukaryota; Metazoa; Chordata; Actinopteri; Acipenseriformes; Acipenseridae
Product: sodium/bile acid cotransporter 5-like
Biological process (GO): bile acid and bile salt transport
Cellular component (GO): membrane
Molecular function (GO): bile acid:sodium symporter activity
Source: RefSeq, a predicted model, not a curated record